Molecule: messenger RNA, 4399 nt
Organism: Hemibagrus wyckioides
Lineage: Eukaryota; Metazoa; Chordata; Actinopteri; Siluriformes; Bagridae
Gene: stpg2
Product: sperm-tail PG-rich repeat containing 2
Exons: 13
Coding region: 1331-2989 (552 amino acids)
Source: RefSeq, a predicted model, not a curated record
CACGAGUCCACACAUGCACACACUUCACUCACUCACGAGUCCACACACACACGAGUCCACACACACACACUUGCUUCACUCACUCACAAGUCCACACAUACACACACACUUACUUCACUCACUCACGAGUCCACACACACACACACUUCACUCACUCACGAGUCCACACACACACACACUUCACUCACUCACGAGUCCACACACACAUACACACACACACUUACUUCACUCACUCACGAGUUCACACAUACACACACACACACACACGAGUCCACACACACACACUUACUUCACUCACUCACGAGUCCACACACACACACUUCACUCACUCACCAGUCCACACACACAUACACACACACACUUACUUCACUCACUCACGAGUCCACACAUACACACACACACACGAGUCCACACACACAUACACACACACACUUACUUCACUCACUCACGAGUCCACACACACACACACACACUUACUUCACUCACGAGUCCACACACACACUUACUUCACUCACUCACGAGUCCACACACACACACACACACACUUACUUCACUCACUCACGAGUCCAUACAUACACACACGAGUCCACGCACACACACACACUUCACUCACGAGUCCACACACACACACUUAGUUCACUCACUCACGAGUCCAUGCGCGCGCACACACACACACUUACUUCAUUCAGACACUCACGAGUCCACACACACACACUUACUUCACACACACACACACACACACUUACUUCACACACACACUCACGAGUCCACACAUGCACACACACUUACUUCACACGCACACUCUAACGUUCACAAGCUUGCAUGGUUCUGAAGGGUAAGUGUAAUUGAAGAGGAGCACUGGCUAGUCCAGAGGUCAGAUACAGUGUGAAGACGUGUAAAUACACUCACUGUCCACUUUAUUAGGAACACCUGUACAUGCUUUCAUCAGUCUGAUCUGUCCUGUACAAACUGAUCAUUAAUUUGAAUAUCACGAUAAUGAUCAGUAUCCGUGGUGUGAGUAAUAGACGAUGUGAGCAGUGUAAACACGGCGAGUGCGCGUGUGUGUGUGUGUACAUGAUGUGUUUAUAGAGAAACACAGCGCGAGAUCAGCGCAACAAAACAAACAGAAACAGCCUUCGUCACUAAGCGCGUGCAUUAUGAACGAUCUCCAUGGUGCCCACGUGCCCACGGGCGGAGACGCACAAGCUCCGGACACUAAAAACCGCGUCUUGUAUCCAAGCGAUGGUGAGACGCAUGCGCAGAGACGAUCUCCGAUGUCCGACACUGCAGCUGGACUCUUCACUCUGUUCAUCACCGUGGAGAAGGAGAGAUGUACUGUCGCGCGCGCAGGGUCACGGAUUUGUGCUCCGCGAGCGCGAGCACCGACAACGUGGGUCCGGGCUCCUACAAUGUCCAGAGAUCUGCUCCAGAGAGAACCGUGUCCUUUGCUCCGUUCCUGUCUCUCUCCUCCAGGCCCUCAGUGUUUGACAGUGGAGACAGUGACCAGUGUUCUCCUGGACCGGCUCACUAUAAUGGAGUCCUUACCUGGGCUCCUGUUCCUGGUGGUCAUUCUCUGCAGAACCGCUCAAGGCGUUUUGAGGAGGCAGAUGCUAAUAUUCCAGGACCAGGAACCUAUGACAUCAUCCAGCCAUGGGGGCAAAAGCGCCACCUACCUACCACCCCAGACAGGGGCAUUAAGUGUGUGAGGUGGUUGUUCCACUCUGCUCCCUCCAUCCCGUCUCCCAGUCAGGCCUUUGGUUAUGAGGAGAACGAGCAGGGGGAUUUGUACAUGCAGAAACCACCCAGAACUGACCAGAGCCUUGGCCCUGCCUACUACAGCCCCACCCAGAUAGAACCAAAGUAUAAAGGAGUCCACUUUGGCCAAAUGACGGGGAAACGGACAGAGAUGAAGGUGGGGCAAGGACCUGGACCAGGACACUACCAUCCAGAGGAGGACCACUCUGUGUUUUAUGAGAAUGUGAAUUUGAAGCGAGAGAUGAAAAGCCAAGGUGUGUUGCAGAUCCCUCGGUAUCCUGAACUCCUUAUACUGCAGGCUAACAAGAAGGGCGUUCCUGGUCCUGGUCAGUAUGAUAUUAAAGGACAAUUUGAGAAGUCAAUUGGAGUGGGUGUGUCCAGUCCAGCGUUUAUGUCCCACACAGCGAGGUUCUGUUCAAUGAAGGAUGUGGCGCCCCCUGUGGGAUCCUAUAAUGAUCCUCGCUGUGCUCUGGAGAGUCUGAAUAAACACAACGGAGUGAAGAGAAGUCCUUUUAACCUUACAGCAUCUCGCUUCAUUCCUCAACACAGAAAAAACACCACACCAGGCCCUGGAGCAUAUAACAUGUUUGAUUAUGGUCUGGCCAAUGAGAGUUUGAAGAAAGCACAGUUAGAGGGCAAGAGGGUGGGAGGCUUUGGGUCAACAGCCAAGAGAUCCACCAUCUUUAUCGGUAGAACCACAGAACCAGGACCAACACACUAUAUGGUGGAGGAAAAAAGGGAAGAGUUUUACAAGCUCCAGCCUACAGCAGUGUUUAAGUCAGCCUUGGAGAGAAUCCCUGUACCUCUGGAUGCUAAGGACAUGCCUUCUCCAAGUUCAUACAACGUGAGGGAGGCAUAUGACAAAAUGUUUGGACAGGGAGGACAUGGUGAACCUCGCACCAAAGCAGCACGAAAACGCCAGAGCUCUUUCUUAAGCACCGCUCCCCGAAGCUCCUCUUUUCACCAUGAUGCCCACCUCCCAGGCCCAGGUCACUACAGUCCACACAUUAUGUCUAACUCACAGUUUGCUCUCAUUGGAUUUAAUGAGGAUCGAUUUAAACAACCUAAAAACUUGACACCUGGACCAGGAGCAUACACGCUGAGUCCUACAUUUUCAGACCCUUUACUCAAGCAGUCCUUCAAUGUGACCCUCCAAAUCCCGAUGAUGUCACACACUCUGACUCGACCUCCUCAGCAGGCCAUGGAGGCAGCUCUGUCCUUCACCAGUGCUUAAAUACACACAAUCAGGGUCAAAGGUCAGUUGUUAAUCCGUGUAAAUGGAUUAACACUGAUAAAGUGUCCUGAUAAUAUUGUGAGAUGAGAUUUGGUUUUGUGGUCAUCCUUGUCCCUUCUGUUAUUUUUUCAUGUUGGAACAUGUGCGUUUUGUAAGACAUUCCUCAUCCUGUCAUCAGUACACUCAUGCUUUACUUCACUAUGUAAUGGAAUGAAGUGAAAAUAAAGACUAAAGAGCAUUUUAAAGAAGUAAAUAAGAAGAUAAAUGAAUAGAAUUUCUUAACUUAGGAAUAAUGUGAAGAAAUAUAUCUAAGAGGUUGGACAUCUUAGUAAACACUGUUGGAUCACUGGUGAGGAAGCUGCAGCAGAAAACUCAUUCUAUCAACUCAACACAAAAACAAGACAGACAAUGGUGAGGGAAAUCACAGUGAGACCAAGACCUUACAGAGGACAGUAGCUCCAGAUAUGUCCGUUAUGUUACACCUUAGCAUAAAUGGCAGCUGAGUGGUUAAAACACUAAUCUACUGAUCAGAGAGAGAUAAGGUCAGAUCCCAACCUUGUACGUGGUUUGGUCCUUCUCAAAGGUGAAUGUCCCUGAUUCCAGCCUUGCUGAAGAUCAGAUCAUCACCGAUCCAUCACCAAAUUUCACAGUGGGUGUGAGACACUGUGGUUUUUAGCAUUUCUAGGUCUCUGUUCAAAUCAUUUGACCAACAGGUGUUGGACUCAUUGGAGAGGAUCACCUUACUCCAGUCCUCCACAGACCAAUGGUCUUUGAUCCAAUGGCCUCAUGGUCUUUUGCAAACCUCAGCCUGGCUUUUCUAUCCCUCUCAAUAGCUUUUUUUCUAGCUUUGCAUGACUUCAGCCCUGCCUCUAGGAUCCUGUUUCGAACCGUCUUCACCGUGUUCUUCACCCCAGCUGCUGCUUCAAGAUUCAAGAUUCAAGAGUCUUUAUUGAAAAUAAUAUUUCUUAGAAUAUUUAAUAUUCUUGAAAAUAUUCAAGAUUCAAGAGUCUUUAUUAUCAUUCCCCCCUCAUGUAUCAGACGCAGUACAGAGUGAAAUGAAACAGUGUUUCUCCAGGACCUGGUGCUACAGAAACAUACAACAUGAAGAUCAAACACAAGAACAACACAGAGCUAGGACAGAAGUUUGUCCAAGACACAUAAAGUGUACAGUGUGCAGCUAGGUGCAAACAGAGCAAAGACGAGACAGUGCAGAGAUGAUAAAUACAGAAAGACAACACAAAAACACAGGACACUUAGCGCCGAAAAAGAAAGAAAAGAACAUGUGCAAUGAAAUGAAAAAUUAAAUAAAAUGAAAUGAUGUACAACUUUGAGAAACUGUAAAAAAAACAGGUAUCUAAUAACAUACAUGAUUGUAACAUAUAUAUAUAUAUAUAUAUAUAUAUACUGUAU